Ictidomys tridecemlineatus (thirteen-lined ground squirrel) is the source of this 2307-nucleotide messenger RNA. The record is from RefSeq and is a predicted model, not a curated record. NCBI's taxonomy places the organism in Eukaryota, Metazoa, Chordata, Mammalia, Rodentia, Sciuridae.
AUGGAUUCUGACGACAAUGGCAGCCUGUCAACUACAGAGUCCCAGAACUCUCCAUCCCAGCACAGGAGAAGUUCCUGCUCCAGACAUGAAGACUGGAAGCCUUCAGAGGUGUUUAGGACAGACCUGAUCACCGCCAUGAAGUUGCAUGACUCCUACCAGCUGAAGCUGGACGAGUACUAGGUGUUGGCAGAUCCCUGGACGGAAUGGGAGAAAGGGGACCAGGUGCCUGUGAGCCCCGGGACCAUCCCGCAGCCUGUGGCCAGGGUUGUGUCCGAAGAGAAAUCCCUCAUGUUCAUCAGGCCCCAGAAGUACAUAGUGUCCUCGGGCUCUGAGCCUCCUGACUUGGGCGACGUGGACUUCCCGUCGCUGGCCGACAGCGUGUGUCCAUACGACCUGAACGACAUGGAUGCCGCGUGGCUGGAGCUGACCAAUGAGGAGUUCAAGGAGACGGGAAUGCCCGAACUGGAUGAGUUCACCCUGGAAAGGGUCCUGGAGGAAUCUGAGCAGCGAUGCUAUGACAAUAUGAAUCAUGCCAUGGAGACCGAGGAAGGCCUAGGGAUCGAGUAUGAGGAAGACGUGGUCUGUGACGUCUGCCAGUCCCCCCAUGGUGAGGACGGCAACGAGAUGGUGCUCUGCGACAAGUGCGACAUCUGUGUGCACCAGGCCUGUUAUGGAAUCCUCAGGGUGCCAGAGGGCAGUUGGCUAUGUCGGACCUGUGCCCUGGGAGUCCAGCCAAAAUGUUUGCUGUGUCCCAAGAAGGGUGGUGCUAUGAAGCCCACCCACAGCGGAACCAAGAGGGUCCAUGUCAGCUGUGCCCUGUGGAUCCCUGAGGUGAGCAUUGGCAGCCCCGAGAAGAUGGAGCCCGUCACAAAGGUGUCUCACAUCCCCAGCAGCCAGUGGGCGCUCGGGUGCAGCCUCUGCAACAAGAAGUUGGGGGCCUCCAUACAGUGCUCCGUGAAGAACUGCCGCACGGCCUUCCACUUGACCUGUGCUUUUGACCGGGGCCUGGAAAUGAAGACUAUCUUGGCAGAGAAUGAUGAAGUCAAGUUCAAGUCCUACUGCCCAAAGCACGCCUCCCACCGGAAGUCUGAGGAGAGCCUUGGAUCUGUGUGCAGAGUCCAGGAACAGAUGUUCAGUCUGUACACUAAGCUCUUGGAGCAAGAAAGAGUUUCAGGUGUGCCUUCUUCUUCCUGCUCCUCCUUCUCACUGGAACACAUGCUUCUGUUUAAUAGUCCUUCUGUGGGUCCCGAUGCUCCCAAGAUAGAUUACUUGAAAUGUCAUUCUGCAUUCUUCAGGAAACAAAUGGGUACUUCCUUGGUUCAUUCCCUGAAAAAGCCCCAUAAUCGAGACCUGUUGCAGAAUAGCAGUGGGGGUGAGGGCAAGGCCCUGUCCCGGCAGCCAGGGCUGUGUGGUGUGAGGGAGGGGCUGGGGGUCCCAGAGAGCUUUCUGAGUUUUGAAAAGAUCAUAUCAGCACAACAGAAAAAUGGUGUGGUGACACCAGACCACGAGAAAAGAAGAGACAAUCGUUUUCAUUGUGACCUCAUUAAAGGAUACUUGAAGGACAGACCUUUUAAACAGAGUCGCAAGCCUAUCAGGUCCACAGAUGUGUCCCAGAGGCAUCUGGACAACAUGAGAGCUGCCCCCUCCCCUGGAGUGGGGCAGUUGGAGCCUGGAGCCAGGAGGGACAUGGUGCCCAGGUGCAAUGGCUCCCUAGUCAGAGUGACCUGUAGUCAGACCACAGUCCAAGUGCCUACAACACCUGCCAGCCCAGGGAAAGACUGGGGGGGGUUCCGGAUUCCAAAGAAGGGGGAGCGGCAGCAGCAGGGAGAGGUCCCCGAGGGCACCUGCCACCAGCACUCAGACUACCCCUACCUGGGCCUAGGCCGAGCUCUAGCCAAGGAACAAGCAAAAAGCAAAUUAAAGCCUGACAGCGAGAAUGACGGGUAUGUCCCUGAUGCAGAAAUGAGUGACUCGGAGAAGAAGUGUGUCCAUGCCAGCAGCACCAUCAGCAGGAGCACAGACAUCAUCAGGAGGAGCAUCCUGGCCUCCUGACCCCUGGCCUGUCGCCAUGUGCUGGGGAGGUCUGGUGGCGGGGACAAGCAGAAGCCCUUUAUUCCUUAGCUACACAAACACAUUUUUACAAUUCAGAUUGAAUUUUUUUCCAGUCAUUUAUAAAUCAUCGUUGUGAGAAGUUUGUGUUAUUUGCAGCUUGUUGAGGAGACAGAAGAGUAGAUUGUAACUGUUAAGACAUGGUAGAUUAGCACCUGAAUUAAACACUACACAGGAUGAGUGGAGUCAGUGUGGACG